CUGAAAGAAUCCUCUCUCUUUUAUUCCCACCCAAAAAGUGCUGUUUAAUUUUCUCUACCACCAAACAAGUUUCCCGAAAAUGUCGACGAAAUAUUUGAUCACCGGAGCAAAUCGAGGCCUGGGCCGAGGUUUCGUCUCAGCCUACCUCAACCGCCCAAACAGUGUGGUGAUUGCGGCCGUCCGAAACCCAUCGGAAGAAUGUAUCAAAGAUCUUCAAUCUCUGCCCAAAGCGGCGACGAGCUCUCUGGUCGUGGUCAAGAUCGAUAGCUCAUCCGAGACCGACGCCGCGGCGGCCGUCGAGCAACUCCAGAACGAGCACGGGAUCACCGGUCUCGACGUCGUCAUCGCCAACGCCGGGAUGUCGCCUCAAAUGGCGCGCGUCGAGGCCGCGUCGCCCCCGGACCUGAACCAGGCGUUCCAAGUCAACGUCGUCGGUCCGACGGUCCUCUUCUCGGCCGUGGCACCUUUGCUGAAAGGAUCCCAAAAUAAGCCCAAAUUCGUCACCAUUAGCUCCGUCAUGGGAACCAUCGGGAGGAUGGAGCAGUACCCCAUGCCGGUCGCCAGCUACGGCAUGUCCAAGGCCGCCUUGAAUUACAUCACCAAAAAGAUUCACGUCGAGAAUGAACAUUUGAUUGCGUUUCCCGUUCAUCCUGGAUGGGUACAAACGGACAUGGGAAAUGCGGGUGCUAGGUUGGCAGGAGUCGAAAGGGCCCCGACCACCAUCGAGGAUUCUAUCUCUGGUUUGACAAAGUUGAUUGACGAAUCUACCCGAGACUCACAUUCUGGGAAAUUCUGGUCCUACGACGGUACCACGAUCGCAUGGUGAUGGACGGAUUUAGGGUUUUGUUCUCACACACAACUCACAUGCGCAUACAUCUCUCCCGCUAUUCUCUCCAAAGAUAGACGGUAAGAGUCUUUUUUUUC
Exophiala oligosperma is the source of this 924-nucleotide messenger RNA. RefSeq lists its product as uncharacterized. The record is from RefSeq and is a predicted model, not a curated record. Bases 80 to 826 code for a protein of 248 amino acids. Lineage: Eukaryota; Fungi; Ascomycota; Eurotiomycetes; Chaetothyriales; Herpotrichiellaceae. Gene Ontology annotation, molecular function: oxidoreductase activity. The transcript is spliced from 4 exons.